AUGUUCUCCAUGAUUUGCUCCACCUUGCUCUCCAACAUUGGUACAAUAUCCUUUUCGAUAAAGAGAUGA
This is a messenger RNA of Caenorhabditis briggsae, 69 nucleotides long. The coding region runs from base 1 to 69 and encodes 22 amino acids. Lineage: Eukaryota; Metazoa; Nematoda; Chromadorea; Rhabditida; Rhabditidae. The transcript has a single exon. The record is from RefSeq and is a predicted model, not a curated record.